Magallana angulata is the source of this 760-nucleotide messenger RNA. RefSeq lists its product as uncharacterized. The record is from RefSeq and is a predicted model, not a curated record. Bases 111 to 734 code for a protein of 207 amino acids. NCBI's taxonomy places the organism in Eukaryota, Metazoa, Mollusca, Bivalvia, Ostreida, Ostreidae. The transcript is spliced from 5 exons.
UAUAUCUUCGAUCUACUUCUAAAACAUUUCAUUUUUGCUCAUUGACACUACGUCGUUUGCUGCAUGUAGCCGUGCAUGGCAAAUGAGGAUCCAGAAUAAUUAUAUCUGCGAUGAAGGACUUGAUGAAGUAUGUAGUGAUAUCCACUAUGAUAUCAUUCAUGAUAACGAAUACUGUUGCCAUGAUAACAAACAACCGUGUCCUUCUGAGUGGAGUGUUGGUUGGUUCGGCUCUUGCUGCAUCUUACUAUGGGGUUUACAACUUUAGUCCAUUAGAGAUGGCAACAUUGAUGACUGCUCUUCUUGUCUUGAACGCUCCUAGACAACUGCAGAAAACGGAGGGACUCUCGUUUACGACCCCAGGGUAUACGUAUGAUCCUUUGUUGGGGUGCUUUCAACUUUUCAAAUCCCCUGGUGGUCUCACGCAUCCUGAUGCAAAUCAGUACUGUGCAAAAUAUGGCGGUCGGCUACUGUUGGUUAACUCGGAGGCAGAGGCUAAAGCACUAGGAGCAUUACUCGGGAAAGAGGGCGUACAACUCGUUUUAAUACAAGGAUCAAGAACUUCUGUAUCGUCACCGUGGGUGUCUGACGAUGGGAAUCCCUUACCGUAUACAGGAACUGAAGAAGUGCUCUAUCAACUUCGUGCUGCUUAUACAGUUAUGUUGUACAAUGCCAAUGGCAGAUUUCAAGCAUUUCUGAGUAGAACUAAGAUGCCUUUUGUUUGUGAAAUUCCGUGAAAUAUAAAAGACUAGAUAAUAGAUAA